This is a messenger RNA of Pogoniulus pusillus (Red-fronted tinkerbird), 1639 nucleotides long. It is a transcript of the gene ARF4, whose product is annotated as ADP ribosylation factor 4. The coding region runs from base 225 to 767 and encodes 180 amino acids. Gene Ontology annotation, biological process: intracellular protein transport; vesicle-mediated transport. Gene Ontology annotation, molecular function: GTP binding; GTPase activity. The record is from RefSeq and is a predicted model, not a curated record. The transcript is spliced from 6 exons. Gene Ontology annotation, cellular component: cytoplasm; plasma membrane. NCBI's taxonomy places the organism in Eukaryota, Metazoa, Chordata, Aves, Piciformes, Lybiidae.
GGCGGCCGUGGCGAGCGUGACGUGGCAGAGAAGGAGCGAGCUGGGCGCUCCGGUACAGAGUUGCCGCUGCCGCCCGCACCUGUAUAAGUCGGUGCGGCGGGGCGCGGGCCGCACUCGGCAGCCAGGCGCCUGUGUCGCGGAGGGAUCCUGCAGCGCCGAGAGAAGCCGGGCCGCGCUUUGCCGCUCUCCGUUCUCGCCGCGCUGCUCUCGGUGCCUGCGCCGCCAUGGGCCUCACCAUUUCCUCGCUGUUUUCACGCCUCUUCGGCAAGAAGCAGAUGCGCAUCCUCAUGGUUGGUUUGGAUGCUGCUGGUAAGACGACAAUUCUUUAUAAACUGAAACUAGGAGAAAUUGUCACCACAAUUCCCACUAUUGGCUUUAACGUGGAAACGGUGGAAUAUAAAAACAUCUGUUUCACAGUGUGGGAUGUUGGUGGUCAAGAUAAAAUUAGACCUCUUUGGAGGCACUAUUUCCAAAACACACAGGGCCUCAUUUUUGUGGUAGACAGCAAUGACAGAGAAAGAAUUGCAGAAGCAGCAUCAGUGUUGCAGAAAAUGCUUGAAGAGGAUGAGCUGCAAGAUGCAGUGCUGCUUCUGUUCGCAAACAAACAAGACCUGCCAAAUGCCAUGGCAAUCAGUGAAAUGACAGAUAAACUAGGUCUUCAGGCUUUGCGUAGCAGAACUUGGUAUGUCCAGGCUACCUGUGCUACACAAGGAACUGGUCUGUACGAGGGACUUGACUGGCUGUCAAAUGAACUCUCAAAACGUUAAUUCAUACUGGAAGACUCUUUCACCAGGGACACAUUUGAUAUAAAUGGUCUAGGCUUGCUACAACAAAAUUAGUUUGCAUCUUGGUUAUUACAGUAUCUGGAACUGAUAUUUGGGCAGGAUAUUACAGCGUUUCAACUUCUGUUGCCAAUUAUUGUUUACCAAGCUACAUGUUGCGAAGGUAGCAAUAUACUUGGGUAAAUAUCUCCUGAACUUGGAAAAAGUGUAUCCUCUGAUUUUAUUUUUUUUCUAUUCCACUUGUUAGCCUAAAUGCCUGAAUGUAGUUAUUGUGACAUCUUGAAGAUCUGUUUUCACUAUUCUUUUGAGCCCAAAUAAGUUAAUGAUUUAAUUUUUUUCCUCCCUGCUACUUUUAGUUUAAUGAUGCCAUUUCAUUCCUCAGACAGUCUGCUGAUGUAAAAAUGUAGCAUUCCGAAUGUAUUUAUUUCUCUCCCUUGCCAAAACGAAUUCUUAAUACUGCUUAUUCCAGCCAAGGAAAUGCUCUUAAAACACUAUGUGAAUCUACUGCACUGAGGAACGUUUUAUUAAUCUUUGGGUUCUGUCAGCCCAACUUGCCUUUGCGUGAAUUGGAUUUGAUGGGUAGAUAGUUCUGUGCUGGUUGCAAAGAGCUCAUGUUGAGGUUGUUUUUAAUGUUCAGCAGAUUGUCUUCCUUUAUAUUGUAUCUUUUUUUUAUGUUGCAUGUUGCUUUUUGGUCUCAGCCUGACUAUUUUGGCCCAAUGUAUGAUAGUUCUGCUGGAGUUUUACUGUUUGUUGGUGAACAUAUCUUCUUUAAGAAAUUUUGGAAAAUUCAUCAGACUCAAUGGAUUAGUUUCUUCAUAACUCACUUGGAAUUAUUCCUAAUAAAAUGAUAAAAGGUA